ACAGGCAUGGUGCCCACGCCCCAGGUGUGCGUAUCAACCCUGGUCACGGUGAGCACGAUGGCGGUGGUCGACCUCUACCUAUUGGAGCAGAGCAUGCUGGGCACUCACGGCCUUCCAGGACCAAGUGUCUGGCAGUGUGCGGUGGUGUUGCUAGGAGAUGCGGGCUUCCUGCUGGCGCUGCGCUUCGUGUCAGCCGGCGUGGUGUCGGAGGUGCGGUCGCCACGGCGGGGUUUCGCCAACGCCCUAUGGUUCCUCUUCCUGUCCCUGCUCCAGCUCAAGCUCUUCUUCGUCUGCCAUAACUACAGACAGGAACGUCGGCCGCCCGACCCGCUGGCCAGGAAGACCCUAACACUGCUGCUGUCCAUCUGCCUGCCCUCCUUGUUCCUAAUCCUGACUGGAGCUGACCACAUGACCCCUCAGCGCAGGAAGCAGGAGGUGCGGAGUCGGCUGUUGUGGGUGAUCGUGGACCUGCUGGACAUACUGGACCUGCAGGCAGGGCUGUGGGAAGUCCAAGGAGGGGUCUCAGUGGGGACUGGAGGGAUUGUUGAACAGCAGCUGCCAAUCUGGGCCGAGGGUCUGGUCUUCUUUUACUGCUACGCCCUCCUCCUGCUGCUGCCGUGCGUGGCCCUCACAGAGCUUGGGGCCACCGGUCUGCCAGGACAGAGGGGGCCCCGCAAGGAGGCUUUGUACCCUUGGCUCAGCUUGGUUACCAUCAAUAUCUUCACCCUGGCUCUGAGGGGCACAGGCAUGCUGUGGUACCGGGACCCCCGUGUGUCCACUGUGUUCCUGGGGAAGAACCUGCUUGCUUUGGCUGUGAAGCUGAGCUCAGCCUGGGAGAGACACAAGCAGGAGCGAGCUGCUGCGGGAGCUGGGACUGUGGCUGGAGCGGAACCAGGAGAGUCAACCCUGCCAAGCCAGAGCUUGGAGCAGGGAGAGGGCGAGGCUCAGGGGAAAGCUCCUCCUUCUCAUUACCACUCACUGUCUCGCUCCCAAAGCCACACACUCUCCCACGUCAGCCUGGAGCCUGCAGAGACGCCCUUAGGACCCUCUUUCAUCUCCCACGAACUCUAGAGAGUCUCCAGCUCUCUGAACAUGCACGCAUGCAAAAACGCAUGUACGCACACCCUCACUCAACACUCAGACCAGCCAGUAUCACGUCCAAACAGAUAACUUGUAUUGAAUUUCAGUACAACCGUGAUGGGUUUAAUGCCGAGCUGUGGAAAUGCAUUUGGCAAGCUCAGCUUUCUGCACAUUUUGUUGUGCUAAGAAAAACUCAAAAUGCAUUGCUGUGAUUUGUGGGUGUGUAUUUUUAAAUUGAACACUGUGAACACAUCUAUGCGAGUUUAAAGAAUAUUCCAGAAACGUAAACUGGAGUCUGGCAGUGUUUAUUCUUGUUUAUUCUGGGCACAGCUGCCUCAACUCAACUGCCACCAUUUUUAUGAACUGUCCUUCACACACACCAACUUGAAGUUAAAGUUGGACUUGUUUUGUGUUGCGCAUGUAUAUAUACACAAGUUAAAUUUCUUGCAAAGAAAUCUGAUACCACUGUAAAUUCCGACUGUGUAGGGGUGCGGAACACUCCGCGAUGGUUCACUCAUUAGUUUCUGUUAAUGUGGUCUGAGGGAAAAAUUAGAUCAGCACUUCUGCCAUAAGAAGCCAAAAAAACGCCUGUGACCUUUUAGUGUACAUUUUCUUUGACACUUUACAAGGAACUUUAACAGGAGACGAAAAAAGAAUACGGAGGAGGGAUGAUUUUUUUCUUCCUUCAGGACCACAGAGUCAUGAUUUAAAAGCCAUCCAAGCAGUAAAAGUCGCUCUUCACGGUGAUCCAAUAUUUCAACGCAACUCAAUGGUUUCAAACCUCUUUGGUGACCCUUUAAAUCAAAGUCUUUGUGAGCCUCAUCGAUGUUCAUUCUUAUAUUUAGUUCUUAAUUUGAAUACAUUUUAGGGAAGGACGAUGUUAAAUUCUAUACUUUUUCCACAGCAUUAAAAUGCAAAGGAGAAUCAGGGGACAGACGAGAAACAUACAGAUGUUUUUUUUUCAUACUCUCACGACCUCCAUGAUUUAUCUUGCAACACCUUUAAGGGCCCCUGCUUGAAGGUUGAGCACUGCAUCUGCAGUAGUGUCCGAUUUUCUUUCCAACCCAAGGUAACACGCUGAUUUCACUGUUAGUUCAUCCUGUCUGACUGUGAAUGUUAAUCAGAGGAAUCAGUCACCGUGGUGUUUGGUUGGAGUGAAAACCUGCAGACUCAUGAGCCUCAUGUUCGACCGUCCCUGCUGAACUAUGUUUCUGGUCUCCUGGCAUUAUUUUCAGUUGAUUUAAAUGCAGAGUUUGAAUAUCAGUUAAUUGGCUAAAUUAUUUUAGAUUUCAGAUGCGUUCGCCGUCCUCGCAUACAUUUCCGAGCUGUUAAAACCAUCUGACAUUUUAACACAACUUAAUGUGCAUAAGUCAAGAUUACACAAUAAAGGACACUGUUUUCAUGAAAGAAAAUAUGUUACUGGUAGGGCUGGAGGACUUGCAAUAAGCAUUUUUGCAUCAUAUGAAACAAACUCCAGGUCUAUUUUACUGCAUUGUUUGUAAAAACAGAACACCAGUGCAAGUAAUCCCUUUACAGUUUGACAACACAUUCUGAAUUCAUGUUUUGCCGUCUUUUGUCGUCCGCACCUUUCAGAGACAUCUCUUUUGGAAAGCGGCCUGUCCUUACAUCAACUCUGUUUUUCACUUUAGAUGAAAUAAUUAACUUUUAAUCCCGCAUGAAGAACGGACGGAGCCUUUCAUUCACAAAUGUGUUAUUCUGGUGUGGAAGUAUUUGGCCGUUGUGGGAUUAUGGGUCAGAGCAGCAGGUGUAGUGGAUGUUCAGUCAAGUGCCUUGUUUCCUCAUGGAGCUACGAGCCUCCAGGUUGUCAAAGAGGCGCACGUAUUACGUGUACCAUGCGGAACUUGGACAUAUGCCAUGUGUAUACUGUGAAGUUAUUCCACAGCUGUUGUCAGCUACACCUCCAGGACAGAGUGCAAACUAAUAAAGUGUUUCAUUCUC
Pleuronectes platessa (European plaice) is the source of this 3039-nucleotide messenger RNA. It is a transcript of the gene tmem265, whose product is annotated as transmembrane protein 265. NCBI's taxonomy places the organism in Eukaryota, Metazoa, Chordata, Actinopteri, Pleuronectiformes, Pleuronectidae. The record is from RefSeq and is a predicted model, not a curated record. The transcript has a single exon. Bases 7 to 1071 code for a protein of 354 amino acids.